This is a messenger RNA of Macroventuria anomochaeta, 603 nucleotides long. RefSeq lists its product as uncharacterized. NCBI's taxonomy places the organism in Eukaryota, Fungi, Ascomycota, Dothideomycetes, Pleosporales, Didymellaceae. The transcript has 2 exons. The coding region runs from base 1 to 603 and encodes 200 amino acids. The record is from RefSeq and is a predicted model, not a curated record.
AUGUACUUCUAUCGUGCCUUCACUGGACUAGCAAGAUCAUGCCGGGCACUCGAUUCCAUCUCUACACAGUACUUAUACGCUCGCUAUGAAGGUCCACUCGAGCAGCCUGUUGCUGGCUUUCUCCGUCGCUUGGCCCACAACGAUGACCUCUGCCACGGUCUGAAGCACAUCAACAUCCUAGAAAGCACAGGAAACGUCCGACAAGGGCGAGUCAGUAGAGAACUCGUAGCCAGCAUAGCUCAACUUCCAGAACCAUACCACUCAGCAUGGGUGGACGAGGCUCGCAGCAACCUCGCUCUACGCAAUGAGAUCGAGCUUGCAAUCCUGCUCUUCCGUGCUACGAAUCAAGAAAGCAUAACCAUGGAGAAAGGUACCGAACGAGCAGAACGACCUUUCGAAGACCUAACUAAACCACCGCUCUGGCUCCGGACUCACGUGCAUGCAGGUCCCCCAUCGCGGUACCGCUCAUAUGCCCUACCACAACCUCCGCAGCCUAACCCUGGACCUGCAAUACUGCAACCCCCCGUCCCUUACCCACAUCUUCGCUCUCCCAGCGCUUCAGAGCUUCCACCUUCGGAACCUCCUCGAUCACGCCUUCCUUGA